AUGACGAAGAAAGGCAACCCUUUAGGAAACCCACCAGCUGCUUCUUCAAGCGACGACGACGACGACGAAGCCGAUUCUUCUGCUGGAGACGAAGAAGAAGUUAAUGAUUCUUCAUCAGAGGAGGAAGAAGAAGAAAACCAACCCAAACCCCCUUCCUCCUCCGCCAAGACCGAUUCCGAAUCUGAUACCAAGAAGGAGAAGUCUCCGCCGCCAGCAACCAAAUCGGGGACGAAGUGGCCCAGCGAAGGGAUAUCAAAGGAGACGAACUCAAAGCGAGCGAAGAAGGACGAUGAGAAGAAGAUCGGCGAAGAUUCCAAGAAGCCUGCUGCUUUUCAGAGACUGUGGACCGAAGAAGACGAGAUCGCUGUCUUACAAGGAAUGAUCGAUUUCAAGAAGGAUACUGGGAACUCUCCUUACGACGACACCAACGCUUACUACGAUUACAUCAAGAAAUCCAUUAGCUUUGAGGUUAGUAAGAACCAGUUCAUGGAUAAGCUCAGGAGUUUAAAGAAGAAGUAUAUGGGCAAAGAGAAGCCUUCUUGUUGGGUCUAA
Molecule: messenger RNA, 552 nt
Organism: Brassica napus (rape)
Lineage: Eukaryota; Viridiplantae; Streptophyta; Magnoliopsida; Brassicales; Brassicaceae
Product: probable transcription factor At1g61730
Exons: 1
Coding region: 1-552 (183 amino acids)
Biological process (GO): regulation of DNA-templated transcription
Cellular component (GO): nucleus
Source: RefSeq, a predicted model, not a curated record